AUGGAUGACGAAUACCAAGAGCACGAUGAAAGUUUUGCUGAGGACGCGACUUUGGCCGAAAGCGGCCGAAAAUGCACAAUAUUUGUGGUUGAUGUAUCAGAAGCUAUGUUGAAGAAGAGAUCUGAUGGAAAAACAUACUUGAAUGAAGCUUUCAGACGACUGGCAUCUCACUUGAACUACUUGGCACUGAAUUCUAGCCUUAGAGAGUUUGUGUCCGUCAUCUUUCUCAAUGCGGUCAGUUACAUUAUAAUUCACAGUUUUAUUUAGGUAUAAAAUAAGCAGUUAUGUAUCGUUCAUUGUCUUUCAUUAGUUUUGCCAUAUUUUAUUGCUGAAAUUGUUGUUUUUUGUUUUAGCCCCCGGACAACGCACAAAAUGGGAUUUAUGUCAUGUAUAAGAUGGAUAAUGUUACCGUCGAACUAAAUGACACAAUUUAUCAUCUCUCUAUCGCUGGUGAGUGAAUAUUCUCUUAUUUUACAUAUCUUAGAUGACCUUGCGAAAGAGUUUUCCGAUUUGUAUGGCUCUGGGUCUUCCCAAUCUGAUAUUUCUGAGCUUAUUUUUAGCUGCCGACGUUGUUUCUCAGAUAUGUAAGUUGAAAAAACAGGAUUGUAAAUACUUUUUAGUGGAAAUGUUGCCCAAAAGCGUGUAAUCUUCUACUCAUACAACUACGAUCCGUAUGAUGAUCCAUUUACAAAGGCCAAACAUCUGGUAUGGCCUUCAAGGUUACUGUAACUUCCUUGUUUAGGAGUUGGUAGCCAAGAGAAUGGCCAAAGUGGAGACGGACAUUCAUUUCGCCGCCAAUUUAAUCGACUUUCCUCUCGGCGAGAAGCCAGAUGAUUUUUGGGUAUGUAAAGUUAUAUUUCUUUUAUGUUUGUCUUGUUUAGGACACAAUAGACCCGGGGUACAAGUACAGGAAGCAUCCAAUUGAGCCAACUACUGAGUUUAUCGAAGCUUCUCUCAGAUCCGCAGCGGUGGUUCCCUUCCAACUUGGGGGUUCGGUGGAGAUGGCUGUGAGUUGCUAUUACAUUUGCCAUGAACGACACAAACCGUCGUCCGCAUGGUUGGAUGCCGAGACCAAUGAAGUUGUGGAGAGAAAGGGAUUUCUGGCCGAUGAAGGGCCUGCUGAAGAUGAGGAAUUCGUCUCGAUUUCAGCGCAAAUCUCUCAAAACCCGAGGCCGAUUGAAGAUGGAGAACAGCCAGAACUCUCGGAAUUGGAAUGGAAAACUGCAAUUGGGACUACGGAGAUAUAUCUAAACAGACAAGAACGGGAUCUAUUGGGGAGGAUUGAGUCCCCGAACAUACGAUUACUCGGAUUUAAACCGAUUUCCGAGUUGAAGGAUUCGUGGAGAAUGGGGGAAAGUGUUUAUUUAUAUCCUUUGGAUAAGGUAGGUCCUCUGUGUGAGCAAUAUUUUUAUGAUUUUAGGUGGUAACUGGCUCCCAAAAUCUCUACCGCUCAUUAUAUGAAAGUUGUCUCAAAAAACAGGUUUUUGCUUUAGCUAGAUGCACAUUCAGAAGUAAUACAACCGCAAAAUUAUAUGCCUUAUUGCCUCAGAAGGCUUCACCAAGGGAAGGAGAAGAGUUUGUGAGUCUUUGCCAAGAAAUUUUAUUUGAUUUUAGUGGUCAAGCGUAAUAUAAAUUUUUUAUAGAAACCAGUAGAUCUCCACAGAUAUGAAGGCUUCCACGCGGUUAAAUUACCUCUAAAGCAAAAUAAAAGAGAUCUGAAUUGCGAAUUUGAGAAGGAAACCCGUCAAUUAAUAGAUCCGAUGACUAAACCAUCAAGUGUAAUAUCAUCGCUGGUCGAUAACCUCACUGAAGAUUACACUCCCGAACUGUUCUUUAACCCUCGUAUGCUGUUUUGUUUGCUGUGAAGGUGUUUUUGUUUAGAAGUUCAGAGUUACAAUCGACUGAUCGAAAGCUUGGCCAUGAAAUAUUCCUUCGAUAAAUGCCAAAAGUUGGCCAAAGAAGUGGAUCAGCAUAGUAAGUCGUGUCCAAUUGGUCGUAGAACUUAAUUUCAGAAGCCUGGUUUGACGUGAAAGAUAAGGAUUUCGUCGAAAAGGAGCUAGCUCGAAUCUCCACGGUGUUGGCCAAGGAUCCAGAAGACGAAAAGUUGGCCAGGAAACGGAAACAGGGGACGAAGUACGAUGGAAGUAGUAAGAAAGCGAAAGAAUAG
Molecule: messenger RNA, 2167 nt
Organism: Bursaphelenchus xylophilus (pine wood nematode)
Lineage: Eukaryota; Metazoa; Nematoda; Chromadorea; Rhabditida; Aphelenchoididae
Source: the annotation of a GenBank genome assembly